Messenger RNA from Haliotis rufescens (red abalone), 6719 nucleotides. Its product is annotated as NACHT domain- and WD repeat-containing protein 1-like. The transcript is spliced from 27 exons. The record is from RefSeq and is a predicted model, not a curated record. Gene Ontology annotation, molecular function: protein binding; ATP hydrolysis activity. NCBI's taxonomy places the organism in Eukaryota, Metazoa, Mollusca, Gastropoda, Lepetellida, Haliotidae. Bases 358 to 5559 code for a protein of 1733 amino acids.
GGUGACUGACGAAAUCGGAUUUUCCCUCACGCCUGAGAUGACUUUGAUAUAAGUGGCUCGCAGAACAGUGUUUGUGGAAACAGUACGUGGUAUGCCCGGCUAAACAACAGCUUUCAGGAAAUGGAUCUUAAUACAAUUCUGAAUGAAUAGGUUGAUUGCGCGAACUAGACCCGUGAUUGUGUAAGCCUUGGAAACGACUCAUUCAUCUAGCUAGGAUUAUCGAUCACUUCACACACAGAGUUGAAUGGACAGGUUUGAUAUAGAAAUACAAAUCGUCAACGCCAGAGAGUAAUCAGUCUGAUUAUCUGCCGACACAGACACAACGUAUAGACGUAAAGACAUGAAUGUACAGCGUGUAUGAUGUAUAGCGCAUUGUAUCGAAGGAAACAAGGACAGUCGUCCCUUGCAUCUAACCUCCCCAGCAGCCAUACAAUCAAUACAAGAGUUACUCAGCAUCCUGAAGAUCCUACGAAAAAAGUACGAACCGGCUCUGAGAAAACGGAAGAUGCAGUCACAACUAAAUCCACCAUGAGCAGAAAAACAUCUGAACAGAAGUCACGACGACAAGAUGGCAGACAUGCAGGGAGACCUGGAACCAGUCAUCGACACAGAGAUCACCCAAGGCCUCAUGGGAAGACAUCAGCAACUGAUGAAGUAAUACGUGGUAAUGUGACAGUGGAAUGUCCGUCCACAGCCAAAAUUGUCCGGAUCUUUACAAGCAGCACAUUUACAGACACUCGGAAUGAGCGGAACGCCCUGAUGGAGAGUGCGUACCCCACCCUGAAAGAGGUGUGCCAGCAGCAGGGGUAUGAGUUCCAGGUGGUGGACAUGAGAUGGGGGGUCAGGGAUGAGGCCACGGACGACCACAUGGGGACAGAACUUUGUCUGAGAGAAAUUGAUCUCUGCAAGAAAUUGUCUACCGGACCUAAUUUUGUUACAUUUCUAAGCCACAAAUAUGGUUACCGUGAUUUCCCAAACAAAAUUGAAGCAACUGAAUUUGACAAACUGUUUGCUGCUGUGGAAGAUGAAGAAGCGUUAAUGCUACUUAAAACUUGGUUCAAGAGGGAUGACAACGCCGUUCCCCCGACCUAUUUCCUUCAACCAAUCAGCUCCAUUCUACCAGACUUCCGAGAUGAGAAUGAGGAAAAGCGGAAGUCCGCAAAAACAGUUUGGUAUGAUCAGAAUGCAAUCAUGCAGGAAGCCCUUGUGAAAGCAGCCAACAAGAAACUUGAUACAAAGGCGGCUCAUCGCUACGUCAUGUCUGUGACUGAGGCAGAAAUCACACGAGGGAUAGUGGAGUCCGAAGAUAGGUUGUCCAGCUGUUUGUGGUUUCACCGACACAUUGAUGCCAUAGAUAAACAGGAACCAGGCUACAUUCUAAGCAGAUAUAAGGAAUGCCUUGGACCUGAAGAGAGAAUCAAAGAAUCUCAGGAUCUCCUAUCUGAUCUGCGGGACAAAAUACUCCCAACCCUGUUGCCCUCUGAGAAUCACAAAACAUACAACGUCGAAUGGACUGACGAUGGUGUAGAUCCCGCAAAGAAUAAAAGCCACGAGGCCUACAUCAAACAGCUGUGUCAGGAUUUCACGGAGGAGAUUUCAAAGAAAGUGAUGCAAGCCAUCGAGAAUAGGAAGAGAACGGACUUGGCCAACCCCUUGUAUGGAGAGAUUGUCGAACAUACAGUCUUCUGUCAGUCCAAAUGCAAAGCUUUUCAUGGACGACAGGAAACGCUAGACCUUAUUACGAAAUACCUUCGAGGAACUACUAGAACUCCUUUCAUUGUGCACGGACCUUCAGGCUGUGGGAAGACAUCGAUUGUUGCCAUAGCAGCUACAUUAGCAUCACACACCUUCGGCAGCAAGGUCGGGGUGGUAAUAAGAUUCAUUGGUACUACACCGGACAGUUCAUCCAUUGGUGCAUUGCUGUCCAGUGUGACGUCACAGAUAUGGAGGAUAUAUGGUAAAGACACAGACCGGGAGCUGCCUCCUGAUAUAAAGGAACUUACCCCAAUAUUCCACGAGGCUCUUAAUAUGGCCAACAGCGAUGAGCCUUUGGUUCUUCUACUUGACUCACUUGAUCAGUUUGACCCAUCUGGGGGCGCGCGGCAGCUUUUCUGGCUUCCUGAACAACUCCCUGACAAUGUGAAGAUGAUCUUGUCCACCUUACCGGAACCGCAGUAUGAGACAUUUCCCCGAUUACAGGAAAUGUAUUCUGAAAGAAACAAUUUCCUGAAAGUUCCAAAACUAGCGGACAAUGACGUCGAUGGUAUACUUAACAAAUGGUUAAAUCAAUGCAAUCGGGUUCUGACUGAGCAGCAGAGGCAAACCGUCCUUGGGGCUUUUCAGAAGUGUCCACUCCCUUUGUUCCUGAAACUGUCAUUUGAUGAGGCAUGUCGUUGGUCGUCCUUUGCAUCCAAGUCAGAGACAACUCUUUACACAUCUAUUCGAGGAAGCAUCAAUGCCCUGUUUUCCAGGGUUGAGGGACUACAUGGAAAAAUCUUUGUGUCAAGAGUUCUUGCAUAUCUCACUUUGAGUAAAACAGGCCUGACGGAGAGUGAGUUGGAGGACAUCCUGUCAUGUGACGAUGACGUACUCAAUGACGUGUACAUGUACUGGACUCCCCCUGUCAGGCGACUUCCGCCUCUUCUCCUGGUCAGGCUGAAGGCAGACCUGGGUCAGUACUUGAUGGACAGAGGCGCGGAUGGCGUGAGGGUCUUCUUCUGGUAUCACAGACAGUUCAUAGAGGCUGCCACAGACAGAUAUUGCUCUGAUCCUCAAUUGAACCAAGUAUUGCAUGGAGCUUUAGCUGAUUUCUUUGCUGGAACUUGGGCAAAUGGUAAGGCCAAAGCGUAUCUUGACAAGAAGGGUAACACAGAAACUGCUGACCGUAGGGCUGCAACACAGCCUGACAAAUUCAAGACUGGUUACAAUUUGAGAAAACUGAACAACCUGCCUCACCAGCGGACAGAAGCAAAGCAGCUGGGUCAGCUAAAGCAAGAGUGUUUGUUGAACUUUGCUUUCCUCCUGUCAAAACUACAAGCAUCGGGUUUAAGGCCCAUCCUUGAGGACUUCAUUGCGGCCAGAAAUGUGUACCCAGGGGACCAUGAACUAAAGACUGUGGGAGAGAGUCUUCAGUUGUCCCAAGAUGCUCUUGUAUCAUAUCCAAACGAGCUCCCGUCUCAGUUCCUGGGCAGGAUAAAACUAUGGGAUGGCCUGGAGGAUCUCCUGGCCGGUUGUAGGAAUGCACCAAACUUCUUCCUUGAGCCUGACAGACCCGUCCUCACAGAACCUGGUGGACAGCUGGUGAACUGUCUUGCCGAACACCAAAAACAAAUCUCUGGAAUUGAUAUGACCAAUGACUCCAACUUUAUUGUGACAUGUGCCUAUGACAGGUCGGUGAAAGUCUGGGAUGUUGCCAGUGGAAAACUGGUUCGGUCAAUCGAUGCGGGAGAAGACCCGGAGACGGUCCUACUCUGCUGUGAUGAUUCUGUAAUAAUUGUUCACCCAGAUGAACAUAUACUUGGUUAUGACUUCAAAACAGGUGCCCUGCUGUACGACCUAUUCUUAGAACAGAGAAGACGUUCGUUAUGUGUGGGAGGAAAGAACAACAGUAUCCUUGGAACCUUUUACAAACAGACAGUGUCACUAUAUGCUGCUGACAAAGGGACACUCAUAGGAACUGUGGUGUGUUCUCUGCUUGGAUAUUUUCAGAAAUGGUCGCGUAACAAAAGUCUCUAUGCCGGAAGCCUACGGUAUAUGGCAGUAGCUGUGGAUGACCAUCACUGGGUAUGUAUUCUAGAUUUAGAAACAUCACAAUUCAUUCAAAAGAAAGAGAUCUUCGAGAGGUUCAGAACAGAGGAUGGUGGUGCUGACCAAUACUCAGUGGAUACUCUUGCUCUUUCGCUCAGCGGACACCGACUCUACCUUUCUGGAUUUGAAACUGGCGACCUUUAUGUGUACAACACGAACACAAUGGAGCAGGAAACUGUCUAUCCAGGUAGUGACGGAGACACCUCUGACAAGUUCAAGAUUACAAAGGAUGGAAAAACAGUAUAUACUGCCAACAUUGACCACGUUGUUUUAUGGGAUUUACAAACUGGAAACAGAUCUACAAUACUUCAACAUGGACAAGACAUGACCGAUGUGGUGAUGAUGGACAUGACAACAGCUGCGUCCUACAGCGAUGACAGGGUGGUUCGAAUCUGGGAUUUAACCAGGGAAGCAAAGACUCACAGUGACGAACAAGAAGACGUUAUAGACUCAUGGGCCACGUGCCCUGUCGGCGAUGAUGAAACUGAUAACGUGGAAGAUGAAAACAAAGCAAAGCCCAUUGAAAUCAAGGGUUUGAAGACCCUUCCAAAUCCACGCUAUGUUCUGCUGAAAGCCAGUCGACCCACGACGAAAUACCUUCAAGUGUACGAUCUGCUAGUGAAGAAGGUAGUCAGACACAUCAAGGUGGACCUUUUGCCGUCCAAAAUCACCCCCCUUGAAGACAGCAUGCACAUCCUAAUACCAGUUAAAAGACGACUGAAGGUUGUAGACUUAUCAUCUGCAACUCUCCUGAGAACGUUCGAAGGGAAACUGCCAAAACACAGUACAGAUUUCAGUCUAGUUGCAAACAAGAAAGAAGUUGCGACUUUCACAAGAGGAUACAAGGGAAUCAAGCUGUAUGAUCUUGCAACUGGAAAGACACUGGCCGUAAUGGAGGCACAGAACACAACGAAAUUUAAAUACAUGACGGCUGGUGAGAAGGGCACAGUCCUGGUGGCGGCUAUACAUGGCGGGCCUUGCUACGUAUUCGACAUACCAAAACGGACAUGUUUGCAUAAACUCAACCUUCGUCAUUUCAACUCACAUAGUAUGUACAUCGGCGACGUUGUUUUUACCAACGACGACGCCUAUUUAGUGUUCGAAGUCAAGACACGCCCUCAAAAGGCACCUGAAGGUAGUCGCGAUGUCUACAUGCCACUAUGCUGGGAUAUACAGAGAAACUGUAUUCACAAGCAAUUGGUUGACUAUGAAUACUACCUUAAAGCUAUCAAUAAUGGCCAAAACGUCAGCAAGGUUGAUGCUUUCCAACUGCUUGAUAAUAGGACAAUAGCUGCCAACUAUACUGAUGCCCUCAUUCGAGUGUUCGAUCUACAUACAGGAGAAGUGAAAAAGAGGCUUGAAGGACACCUCACUGCCAACUUUUCAGUUGUCAAAGAUGGGCCUUUCUUGAUGUCACAUGGUAUCGAUAUUGAAGACAAUGUGAUCAAGAUGAUUGACAGGACAACAUUUGAGACUAGGGCCACCUUUUCAUUGGAUUAUGAGAUACAAGAUUUAGUGCUCACCGAAGAUGGCUACCAUGCGGUCGGGUACUUCAACGAGUCCAAGAAACCAGUGCUAUGGAGCCUAAUGGGAGGAUCUGAAGAUGAUCCAGCUAGGAAAGCAUUCAAACCUUUAUCAAGUUUCCCUGACAUCUAUGGACCUGACACGGUUCAACUACAACUACAACUGGAAAUGGACACGGAUGAGGAGGAAGACCCGGAUGACCUUGACAAAGACAUCGACGAUGUGUAAAGUGACAUCAAAGUCGACAGUGAUGCUUCGAGUCCUCUGUCCUCUAUCACUUCAUCGAAUGAAUCUGAUUGGUCAGAUUUGGACUUGGAUGAGAUGCUAUACGGGACGAAACGGGAAAGCGGGACAAAGAGGCAACGGACUGGAUACUUGAUUCGAGCUCUCAUAAUACAAAACAGUUACAAUGUUAUAGUGCAAUAUUGUACGUAUGUAGGUUUGUGUAUGCAUAUUAUUGUAUGUAUGUCAGGUGGUGGCAUUUCACAGAUCAGAAUGUUCAAUAUCGCCUUUCAGAUGCUUGAAAGAUUUCUUCAAAACUUAAUACAAAUAGGCUAUAAUAUCUAAUCUUCAUAAAUGUGAGAAUACACUAAUAGGACCCUUCACGGCUAUAGUGUACAGAGGAAAUAGAAAUAUCCAUUGACUUCAGAAAUAAGUGAAUUCAGUCAAUUUUCAAUUCAGAGUUGUCAUCUAUUAUUUCUGUGCUUAUAUUUUACAAUAAGAUUAUAGUUCAAUUGUGGCAUUAGUAGUGUCUAUAUACCACAAGAAGACAGUAAUAAAUAUAUAAUAUUUAAAUUGAAAUUAACACUAUGUACAGCUUAUUCUUAUGUCGAAAUGUCUGUCACAUGACCACGAAACUGACGUUCAUGAUCGUAUGAACGAUACAUUUUGACAUUCGUAAGUUUUUCACGCGACUCUUGACAUGUCAUUUUUCUGAAAUCUUGAACUCAGCGUCAUUGGGAAAAGUCAGAGUGUUUGACCACAUGUCCGUUCACGAAUCUCCUCAAUUCUUACAUGUAAACAUUCAUUUGAACAUUUAACAUACCUAUGUAUAUAUAUGUAGUAGCAUUAGUGAAUUGGUUGUUUCCAUUUUACCCUGAUCACAUUCUCUAUAAGAACGCCUGUGAUACAUUUUACUUAUUACUUUAGUGCGUGAGUUGGGUUUAACGCCGCUAUAUCACGGCGUGUCAGCUUAAUGUGGGAGGAAAGCCACUUCGGUGAAACCCUCGAGCACGGAUAUGGUGCUGACAAACCUAGAAACAUAAUCGGGGCGAACCGGGAUUCGAACCCACAAUCAUAGGUUCCUUGCGUGCCCAAGGGACGCAACCCUGGACAGCGAAUCGCGGACGACUGUACUUAUUACUUUAACACGGGAAUAAAAUUCUUGA